AGGAAGAUAAAAAGACUUGGCUUCUAUGCGGCGCCCUAUGGUUUGACCGACAGUAUACGACGACCACAAGUCAUGGCAUCACGAGCAGUGUUCUCGGCCGUUCGCGUUUGGGUAUAGAGUAGCUGUCGCGAGAUUUCGCGUGACUAUAGCGCCGGCCGAGUCGGCAUCAGCGGGAGACAGCCUGCCCAUUUGGCCUGCCCCCUGGCACACUGAAAAGCUCGAAAUUGACGCACAGCGUUCGAUGCUAGUAGCGGGAAAUUUCGCUAGAGUUGUUGUGUACCCCAGUGAUAUCGUUUGAAAAUACCACUCCGGAACGCGACAUUGGGGUUAUGCGUCUCGUGUGAACGUGUUCCAUGGUUGCGGCUGUCGCCCUAGAAAAAAAAAAUUCGAGCCAGAAGGGUACAAAUGCGUCAACGCUAAUCGCAAAUGGCUGUGCGCGUGAAAUCCUGUCGACAUAGAACGGUGCUCAAGGAAGAAACAGCAUUGGCAGAAGAGGACUGCAGAUGACACUGGGUUGAAGGCGGGAUGUAGCUGGAUUCUGUGGGAGAACCUUGUGCGCGCGGAGACUGUGGUGAUAGCCAAAGCCGCAGCUGAGAGGGAGUCGAUCCAAGAGAUGAGAAAAAGUGGAACACUCCUGCUAAAAAUCCUUGUUGCGGCGGCGGUUCUUCAUAAGUGCAUGGGAAGUGGAAAGGAAUGCACAGAUGGCUGCCCUUACACUAGCGUGAUCUACCACUUCGACUCUUUUCGCCUGGAAGCUACUUCAGAGUCGGAGCCACAGCAGUUCUGCUUGACGUUUAAGAGAGUUGUAUAUCCAGAAGGUGAUUUAGACCGUUUACGUUACUAUGUCCUUACCGCCCCUUACAAAGUCAAGUACACGACGGAGGACAAUACCACACGAGAGGACUCUGCCAAUGUAACUAUUCGCGAGAGCGAGAUCAAUGUCUACUUUAACAGCCGUGAAAGUGGCGAGCCUUUGCCGGUAAAGAUGCGUUUUGUUUACUCUAUCGAAUGCUUCGUUAUCGAGCAACCCAGUCAAGGAACAUCGUACUACCACGUAUUCGUAAGUGGCUCGGUGACCGACGGAGCUUACAGAGAGUGCAUCGGGAAGCUUGAGCAAUACUCUGGCGGAACCGCGAACUACCUCAACAAAGAUCGAAACUGCGACCAAGUGAUGAACUUGACUAAACCAAUGACAGCGAUCGAUUACUACUCGGGCUAAUAAAUGCCAC
This is a messenger RNA of Dermacentor andersoni, 1229 nucleotides long. RefSeq lists its product as uncharacterized. Lineage: Eukaryota; Metazoa; Arthropoda; Arachnida; Ixodida; Ixodidae. The record is from RefSeq and is a predicted model, not a curated record.